Molecule: messenger RNA, 524 nt
Organism: Phytophthora nicotianae INRA-310
Lineage: Eukaryota; Oomycota; Peronosporomycetes; Peronosporales; Peronosporaceae
Exons: 1
Coding region: 85-396 (103 amino acids)
Source: RefSeq, a predicted model, not a curated record
AUUCGAUUAAACAGAUCUCCAUGGCCGCCUUGAUUUAACUAAAGAGGUUCAGCAGAAGUUGAAGCUCACGUGCCGCAGUCGCGCAUGACCUGCUGCGCGAUAGACAGCGUGUUGGCGUCGCUGCCCGAGGGAAUCUCGCUGUUCCACGUGCACGACGGGAGCUGCUUCAGCUGCUGCACGGCGCGCUUACAGGCAUUUUGGUCGCAUAAUUCGCGCGCUUGGUCGGCUGGAAGCCACUUGACAGUCGUGAACAGAAGCGGCGCGAUGCAUUCUCUCAAUGCAUCAGCCAGGCCACCCUCGUUGGUGUUGAGAGUGAAGCGUAGCUGGGUGAAGCCAUCGCAGUUCGCUGUGCCGCCUACAGCAGUAGUCAUAGCCUGCAGCAUAAAUAGCACUUGAAUUCGCAUCUUUCUGGGUGUGGACGCGUCCCAGUCCGCGAUAAUUCGGAAAUGCCACUCACCUUAAUCUCCAAAGUUGACUAGGAUGCCGUUGACAUCAAUGCAUUUCAUGGGUGUGGUUAACUUUAG